Molecule: messenger RNA, 847 nt
Organism: Humulus lupulus (European hop)
Lineage: Eukaryota; Viridiplantae; Streptophyta; Magnoliopsida; Rosales; Cannabaceae
Exons: 4
Coding region: 153-416 (87 amino acids)
Biological process (GO): mRNA splicing, via spliceosome
Cellular component (GO): U2 snRNP; precatalytic spliceosome
Source: RefSeq, a predicted model, not a curated record
AUCACAAACCAAUGUAGUCAGGAUUUGUAAAUAAAGAGCAUCGAUUUGUUUGAAUCAGUUGGCAGGUUCCACCAACGCCGAGUCAACUCGCUCUCUCGCUCUCUCGCUCGCUCCUCACUCUUCCUCCGAAACGCUUCUUUCUACACCCAAAUAUGCAGGCCAGUGAUAGGUUCAAUAUCAAUUCCCAGCUUGAACAUCUUCAAGCUAAAUAUGUUGGUACUGGGCAUGCCGACUUGAACAGAUUUGAAUGGGCAGUGAACAUUCAACGUGAUAGCUAUGCCUCUUAUGUUGGACAUUACCCACUUCUGGCUUACUUUGCUAUUGCUGAAAACGAAUCCAUUGGAAGGGAACGCUACAACUUUAUGCAGAAAAUGCUUCUGCCAUGUGGGCUUCCACCUGAAAGAGAAGACGACUGAGAAUCUCCGACGAGAGAUCAAGCCGAACAGUUUAAUCUCUGGUCUUCUCCAGGCUCUGCAGUUUCCAUUUCCAUUUGGGAUAUCUGUUGCAUUGAAGCAGUGAUUAUAUUUGACAUUAAAUAGGAUAUUGAAUGCUGAGAUUGAUUUCUUGUUUGUGAAUCUCUUAUCAUUAGUUGAAGUAGUCAAGGCUUGUACUUUUGGAUUUUAUAUAGGUUUUGUCUAACUUCCCUUGGUCUUCUUGUUCUUCAAAUUUCAAGUAAACUGUUCACUUCUGGUGUAGAACUACCAAUGAGCAAAUGAGUAGAAAAUAUCAUCAUUACCAUGUAGUGAGAAAGUGAUUUUGAUGGCACCAUUGACUGAGGUGAUUUUGUUCAUGUUCUCUCUCUUUGCUGAAAUCAGAAUGGUGUUAGUUGGGUGUUGAGUUUGUUCAA